AUGGUCAUUUAUCAAGAUAUUGCUCAUCACCAACCAGAUCAUUCAGACGGUCCAGGGGAAUUAUCUCCUGUUGUUGAUUUGAGCUUGACUGCGGAGUAUACCACAGCCAGUAAGGUUAAAGCAUUUUGUGAUUUCGAGGAUACAAAUGAAGAUGCGCGCAGACCAAUGCAUGGUCGUUUAUUGACAGUUGGGUAG
This is a messenger RNA of Botrytis fragariae, 195 nucleotides long. RefSeq lists its product as uncharacterized. The coding region runs from base 1 to 195 and encodes 64 amino acids. Lineage: Eukaryota; Fungi; Ascomycota; Leotiomycetes; Helotiales; Sclerotiniaceae. The transcript has a single exon. The record is from RefSeq and is a predicted model, not a curated record.